GUUGUGCUCUAAUCUCCCUCUCAAUGGGUAAAUCGUUAACGUUCCGCGGUGCGGUCUAUGAAGCGACUGAAAUAUUGAAAAAGCAUCGUUGCAACGAUCCCAUAUGUGAUACACAUUUGUGGAAAGUUAAGCAUGAACUAGAUAUGACACGUUUACGUGUACGACAAUUGGAAAAGGCGUUGGAUAAACACGGCAUCAAAACACCACAACUAAGACUUGCUUCCUCAUCCGAUUUACUAAAUCAUCAUCAUUUGAAAGAACGUCCUCCUCUGUUGGGUAAUCUUAGUUUAGCGGCCAGUGCACAAGAUCUAUACAGGUGGUCCUAUAAAACGGAAAUCGCUGAAAUGGAAACCGUACUUUAAGAAGACAAGGAAGCGAAUGUUGCGAUAAUGGAGACAAACGUAACGUAACUCUCACAAAGUUUGAUGUGCCAUAAUAUAUAAGUUAACAAUAAAAGUCAAAACAGCAACAACAACUAGCAAAAAUCAUACAUACAUACAUACAUACAUUUUAUUAUAAAUAUUGUGAAAAACGAUGUUAUUUAUGGAGGUUUAAAAAAUCAAAAAUAUUUUAAUUAUU
Molecule: messenger RNA, 579 nt
Organism: Glossina fuscipes
Lineage: Eukaryota; Metazoa; Arthropoda; Insecta; Diptera; Glossinidae
Exons: 3
Coding region: 24-362 (112 amino acids)
Source: RefSeq, a predicted model, not a curated record